Colletotrichum truncatum is the source of this 828-nucleotide messenger RNA. The record is from RefSeq and is a predicted model, not a curated record. Lineage: Eukaryota; Fungi; Ascomycota; Sordariomycetes; Glomerellales; Glomerellaceae.
AUGACUGGCCCAGUCUCGUCUAGCUCCUAUAAUAUCGUCGAUGACGAUGAAGACGAGGCUUGGGAGGAUAUCCCUUUGAAUGAGAUUGAUGAGGCUACCCAGGAAAACCUGGAUGGAGUUGAGGGCAUGCUCAACUUUGACGUUGACCUUGAUAACCAGUUGCCGACCAUUAAUGUUGCUAAGCAGUCGAAUGCGAUUAUCGACAAGAUGAUCCAGAUCCGAGAAUACCAGUUCUUCCGUGAUACCUGGGAGAUGACUCUUAAGAUACUUUACAUCAAGGUCAAGCGGCUGAACAGCAAUCCUGCCUUUACCCUAGCUGCGAUGGAGGAUUAUGGCUUCAUUCGACCUGGCUUUAAAUUUCCAGUAGCUGGCGACAUCUUCACCAAAGAGGAAGUGCUUCUUUGGUUUGCACUCGCCAAGUACUGGCACCUGAACCGCUUGUCUAAGAAGAAGAAGAUACGCCUGGUUCUUAAUUCUUCUGUCAAGAAGAAGAAGACCCAAUUCGCACUCGCGCACCGCCCAGCCAUCAAGAUUCAAGGAUCUCUCUUCACUACAGCUCAGCGCCGAUAUGCCUCCACUCCAAAGCCUUCAGUGAAGGCUAUGUUCUCUGAGAUCAGUGACUCGAUGAUCAAGAAAGGUGUUUGGGAGCUUCUGGGCCCUGCUGAAGUUUGGGAAGAGUUUACUGCUCUCGAUAAAACAGCCAACAUCUUAUCUGCGAUGUAUAAGAAGUUCUCAGCUAUACUAAAGCUGAUACCAUUCUUCCUGAAGCUUGACCUUGCUCGGGAUAAAGCGCCAUACAACUGGCGUCAGGUCCAUGAGUUGGCUUAG